Molecule: messenger RNA, 258 nt
Organism: Penicillium salamii
Lineage: Eukaryota; Fungi; Ascomycota; Eurotiomycetes; Eurotiales; Aspergillaceae
Source: the annotation of a GenBank genome assembly
AUGAACCAGAAAACAACAUGGCAUGAAUGGUGCUGCAUUGCCUUGCCGAAGAGGAUUCGUACAAAGCGUGCCCUCUGCGAACUCUAUGAACAGGAUGCCCUCAUUUUCUCUACUCGAGCUUCCCUAUACCAAUGCGAUCGCAUGCUGUCUAUCCGUUCCAUUCCACUACUCGCCGCAUCGAUGAUGAGUCAGUGUAAGGAUCAGAUCGUAUACCUCGGCCCUUCUCUCAGUCGACUCUGUACAUCAGUCAUGUGCUGA